CACAUUGCGCUGCAAAGUGGGAGAGCAAAAGGGAGGGAUAUGCUACCCUUGUUAUUCUUAGGCCUUCUGGCUCACGCCUGCUUGGUGAGGCCCCAACAACUCCAGCCCAAAAACAUAUUCAUCUUAGCCGGACAAAGCAACAUGGCCGGACGUGGAGGCGUGGUUAACAACACCUGGGACGGCAUAGUCCCUUCCCAGUGCCAGCCCAACCCCUCCAUUCUCCGACUCAGUGCAAACCUCACUUGGGUUCUAGCCCAGGAGCCCCUCCACGCGGACAUCGAUACCAAAAUGAUCACUGGGGUCGGACCCGGCAUGGCUUUCGCCAACGUCGUCUUGGCCAAAGACCCAACCUUUGGGGUCAUUGGUCUGGUCCCCUGCGCGAUCGGAGGGACUGCGAUAAGCCAGUGGGGUCGAGGGACUUCCCUCUACAAACGGUUGGUGAGGAGGGCUCAGGCCGCGCUGCAAGACGGUGGGACAAUCCAAGCGCUUCUUUGGUAUCAAGGCGAGGCAGACACAGUGAGUAAAGAAGCUGCCGAUUCAUAUGGGGCAAAAUUGGAGAGCUUUUUCGUUGACGUCCGAGAAGAUUUGAAGUCUCCAAUGCUCCCAAUAAUCCAGGUAGCUCUGGCGUCAGGUUCAGUACCUUUUGUGGACACUGUUAGAGAAGGUCAGCUGGGAAUUGACCUUUUGGAGCUCCGUACUGUUGAUGCCAAGGGUCUACAGCUUGAAUCGGAUGGUAUACACCUGACGACGCAAGCCCAGGUUCAACUAGGAGAGAUAAUGGCAGAUACAUUCCUUCAAUUGCUACCCAGUACUAAUGGCCCCAUCCUCAGCCCUAUUCCAAGCAGUGCACCCAGAAGAGCUAUCGGCUAUGUGACUUGGAUAUGCCGAGUCAUCAUCAAGCACUUGAAUUACCUGACAUAACAGGCUUUCAGUAUCUGGGAUGUUAUGGAUGGGGGUGAUAUGGCCGUAUAACAUGCACAUGGAGUAGUAUACCUUGCUUGUUAAGUAGUAGAGUCAUUUUCGUAUUAUGUUAUAAAGCUUGUUUGGUAAGUAAUUGUGUUGUGGAAUAUUUGUGUGUUGUAUAGUAAAAAGUAAUUGAUGUGAUAUAAAAUUUGAAAAUGUUUUAUAGAAAA
This is a messenger RNA of Alnus glutinosa, 1133 nucleotides long. RefSeq names its product probable carbohydrate esterase At4g34215. NCBI's taxonomy places the organism in Eukaryota, Viridiplantae, Streptophyta, Magnoliopsida, Fagales, Betulaceae. The record is from RefSeq and is a predicted model, not a curated record. The coding region runs from base 40 to 921 and encodes 293 amino acids. The transcript is spliced from 2 exons.